GAAGACUUCUCUAUGAUCCAGUAUUAGAUGCCAUCGAUGGCUCAUUAUUUUAAUAAUCGGCUGGUCCUGUUCCAGUUGCAUACAGUGCAGUUGAUUUCAGACAGCCCUCGAGGCUUAAAUGGGCUUACAUCACUGGACACUUCACUUCGCUAAUCUCGAGAGAAAAGACUCUUUCGUGAUGGCACGUAUACCUUGGACUCUACACAAAAGCUACAAUUUUAUUUAGUUUACGUGACAAAAGAACGAGGUAUCUUGCGGAAAGAACAUCUCAUCCUAAGUGUGCAUAAGCUUAUCUUUUAAAUGCCUGCAUUAAAGAUAGCAAAGAAGCACUUUACUGUUUGCACGACACCGUGAAUUUUUACGUACGCAUGCACUUGAGAAGGCUCGGAGAGCGGACUUUGAUUACUCAUUGUUACUCUAUAUGAGAAGAGACUCUAAUUCCGAAAGUGAUGUCGUCUGUUGCAGUAGCCGCAGUAUUUAUAUUCUGUUUCCUGUGUUUCAGACUCACUGUCAGCCAAACAAAAUUUACAAAGGAGCCUCCUAGUACCGUGUCUGCAGGUUUGGGAUCCAGUGCCAUAUUUUCGUGGGAUUUCAGUUUUGGAAACUUGGGUGAUUUCGAAAAAGUCGUAUGGGGGCAAACGGAUAAAAACGACCGGAUCCUGGAUAAUUACAUCACCAUUUGGAAAAGCGGGUUAGCACAGAAAAACCCAAAACUCGACAACUCAUUCAAAUCUAGAUUGAGCUGGGCCGGAAAUAUCAGUCAACAUGGCGGUCUGUUUGAUUUCAUCUUCAAGAAUGUCACAAAAUCAGAUGAAACUCGCACUUACGGUUGUACAGCGUAUGUGUCUGGGAGUGAUUACAGGAGUGGUCCCAUAAAACUGGCCGUUCUCAUUCCACCGACCAUAACCCAUCGAUCCAACAAGACUAUUGAUGUUGAAGAAGGAGUUAACGUCACACUACAUUGUGACGCAAUAGGCGACCCUACCCCAAGUGUCCUAUGGGUUAAGGAUGGUAAAACGCUACAAAAUGGCACCUCAACGCCUACGCUUCAAAUUCCAAGAAUAGAAUUGCGAGAUGCUGGAACUUAUGUCUGCACAGCCGCGAACCAAGCUGGCUCCACGAGUUACAGCGUUCAAGUGAGGGUCGUACGAUAUAAACCUUACAUUAACAAGACAGCAACUACAGAUCCUCUCAUAAAAUCCUGGAUUAACCACACGACAACCUUAAAGUGUGCAGUGGAUGCUAAUCCGUCUGCAAAUUUUACCUGGUUAAAACAUGGUCAACCAAUUUUAGCCGGGGUUCGCUUCAUGCAUGGCAUGAGUACACUGAUGCUGAUUCCAAAGACUAUGGGCGACUUUGGUUUGUACUCGUGUAAAGCUGAAAACGAGAAAGGGUCAAUGGUAUAUAAUAUUACAGUGGAGCGCCUCUACUCACCGGGGCCGCCCGUAAUAAACAAAUUUACCUCAGACGUGCUGUCCGUCAAUGUGUCAUGGGAUGCACCACAAGACGACACUGAUGGUGGUAUAUUUGAUUACAAAAUUACAAUACUUGAGGAAAACUACCUAAUGACACAGCAGCAUCAUGGAAUUAAACAAACGUUCUUCAGCUUUCAAAAUCUGAAACAAAACAGAUCUUAUAUCGUUUUCUUACAAGCAAGAAAUAUUGUAGGUUAUGGAGAGUCCGCAAAUGGCACUGUUAGAACGCUUGAGGCAGACCCACCAAACCCACCCGAUAUAAAAGCGAUAUCCGAAGUUCUUGCGUUAAACAUAACUUGGCACUCAUCAAUUGAGGACAGCAAAAUUGAAAUACUGGAUUACAGAAUAAAGGUUAUAGAUAGUAUCACACACAGACAAGAAAAUGAAUAUACCGGAAUAAGAAAUACAUCACUACUUAUUGAAAACUUAAGAAGAAACAAGACGUACAUUGUAUUCAUCCAGGCAAGAAACGAAGCUGGCUACGGACAGUUUGCAAACACCAGCGCAACAACUCUUCUACCAGGGCCACCAGACACACCUUUUAUAUCAAACAUCAGUGUUGUUGGAAAACGCUGUUCACUGCAUUGGAGGACACCAUACAAUGGUGAAAGCCCGAUAAAGAUUUAUAUCGUGCAUCUCUGGGUACUAAUAACCGCGGCAAAUGGCUCAUCGCACAAGGAACAUUUGAGUUCCUGGAAUACUACAGAAAUGAGUUAUGCUUUGGAUCUAGAUUGGGACCGAAACUACUCGGCGGCCAUAUCAGCUUGGAACAAGUAUGGCGAGAGUUUAGGGUUGUCUUUGAUGGAGAGACAAUUUAGCACUGCGAAAGAACCUGAAGAAGAAAGCACGACAACAGAGUCCAGCACUACCGUCACUUUACCGCACACUACGUAUUCCCCUUCAGAAGAAGAAAGUACGACGGCAGAGUCCAGUACUGCAGUCACUUUACGACACACUACGUACUUCCAAUCAGAAGGAUUAUCAAGCAGCACUGUAGUAUCUCAGACGGAGUUACCUGUAAUAACACAAGAAUUAAAAGGAUCCAGCGCCGAGAGAAAAAGCGAAAAGGAUACGUUUGCUUACCUUCUUCCACUGUGGAUUAUCUUGCUGGCAUUCGCAGUGCCUAUAAUUUUUUUCCUGUCCUGGAAAGCAUCUAAAAAGAUCACUCGCUGCCGCGGUCUGAAAGUGACAGAUUUUGACGGAGAUUGUGAGCAAGGCAAUGCAUUCUCGCUGAGUAAAAUGGAAAAACUGAAGGAAAGAAGGAUUUCCAAACACUACGAGACUUUAAUAGAAGAUUUAGAAGGGCAUCGUAAUCAUGGUCACUGCAUGGAGGACGAAAGUGUCAUAGACAAUGGGAACCCUGUGACAGAUCACCAACAGAUCCCAGGAAGCAUUGGGACGUGUGAUCAGACUUACGAGAAACCAGACAGUCCUGGUUCAAAACAGGACUCCAUCGAUCUGACGAAAGAUGAUGCAAAACCCUUUGAGAACUUCCAAAUGGCGCUUAAAUGAAGACAAAGGCCAAUCCAGGCUCUUCGGAUGAUGAUCUGAUGCAGCAAUGGAACGUGCUCUGGAUGAAAUUCCAGUAUUCCUUGUCGACUUUUCUUAAACAGUAUAUUUUACUUCAAGUCAGCACCAAUCUUUUUAUAAUCAACAUUAAUUACAAUUUAGUACAAUUUACUAAACAUAAUGAGGAAAUUUAUUGGUUGUUUUUUGACGUAAAGAAAACAAAUUAGUGGUAAAUAGCUGUGAAACUGCAAAAUUAGACGACUUUUUAGUUCUUGAACUUGAGCAUUGUAACAUACUCCUUCGUGGGCAAUCUGAUUAGCUUUCAGCCGUGUGAUUCACUCAGGAAUCACACUAGCUUUUUUUUCUUUUUUUCGUUGUGAAUUAGAUUGGAAAACUAGAAAGUUAAAAAAAUCAGAUUUGUAGGUUUUUCAAAGUUAAACAUUAAAAUUGUAGGGAAAUUAACACCAGGACUUUAACAUGGUCGUAUUAAAGCUAGUGGCGAUUGAACUUAGUGUUGUGCAAGUUUGGUAUAAAAUUGUACAUGUGAUUUCAAAUCGAACUCGCGCUAUUUGAUGUUUUAAUUCUAUGUUAUAAAUGAUAUGUUGUACUAUAGUUUUUAAGCAAAGGUGCAAUAAAAAUUGUGUCUAUCCACGA
Molecule: messenger RNA, 3638 nt
Organism: Pocillopora verrucosa
Lineage: Eukaryota; Metazoa; Cnidaria; Anthozoa; Scleractinia; Pocilloporidae
Source: RefSeq, a predicted model, not a curated record